Molecule: messenger RNA, 2700 nt
Organism: Fonsecaea multimorphosa CBS 102226
Lineage: Eukaryota; Fungi; Ascomycota; Eurotiomycetes; Chaetothyriales; Herpotrichiellaceae
Exons: 7
Coding region: 1-2700 (899 amino acids)
Biological process (GO): actin cortical patch assembly; endocytosis; actin cortical patch localization
Cellular component (GO): actin cortical patch
Molecular function (GO): Arp2/3 complex binding
Source: RefSeq, a predicted model, not a curated record
AUGGAACACGAGGUUUCUUAUAACUUCGAGGACGAGGACCAGUUUUGGACCGCUCUCGAAGAGACAAUCUCCCGAGAAUGCACUACCCAUGAUAGCAUCGACGAUACACUGCGAUCCUAUAUAGAACUCAUAGGGAGCUGUCGUGGACGUUUUCUUCCAACCGACAAUGAUCUCGGCCGAUGCGCUUUCAAGCUCCAAGAGUCGUCGCUGUUUACAACGCACGCCGACUACAUCCGCCGACAGUUCAUUCAAUGUCUAAUCGAGGAUGACGAGCCUAACGUCGUGUUGGUGUCAACAUCCUUCCUGAUCACGCAUGCGCAGUUGAACGAAAGGACAUUCGAGCUGUUGAAUGAUGAGGGCGCGUUCCCGAGACUCAUCCGCCUCAUAUCGAGUCCGAAGCAACAUGGCCACGAAGGAAUCCACAGACUCCUUAUGGAACUGCUCUACGAGAUGUCGCGCAUACAAAGGAUUAAAAUAGGUGACCUGGCGCAUGUCGAUGAUGACUUUAUCAAGAUGUUAUUUGAGAUUAUAGAACAGGUGUCGGACGACGUCAAUGAUCCAUAUCACUAUCCUACCAUUCGAGUUCUGCUUGUGCUCAAUGAGCAGUUUAUGGUUGCCGCUCACGACCCUGCCAAUGGUCAAGCUGCAGUCCCUCUAACCAACAAGGUGAUCAAGGUCUUAUCUGCACAUGGUAGUGAGUAUAAGACCUUUGGGGAGAACAUUAUUUUGCUAUUAAACCGUGAAGAUGAAACGUCGUUACAGCUUCUGACCCUCAAGUUGCUCUACCUCCUCUUCACAACUCCACCCACUUACGAAUACUUCUAUACCAACGAUCUGCGUGUCUUGGUUGACAUAUUGAUUCGGAACUUGCUUGAUCUGCCUGAAGAGGCAUCGUCCUUACGCCACACCUAUCUUCGUGUUCUGUAUCCGCUUCUCGAACAUACCCAAUUACAGCAUCCUCCGCAUUAUAAGAGGGACGAGAUCCGCAAAUUGUUGGUUGUCUUGGGUGGAGGCCAGCUUCACGAUCCUAACGGCUCCCAUGAGGGUUUGCAGCAUUGGGGCCAUUUUGAUGCUGUUGAUGAGACGACCAAACGGCUCGUCAAGCGGUGCGAAGGAGUCAGCUGGCUCAUUGAUCCGGAAAUCGAGCCGCCAGUGCAUGCAGAGUCUCCCACUGAUGACGGAGCAUCUGAUCUGUCAUCACCGACCUCCCCUUCAAAAGCUCACCCGCCCGCUCUUCCAGCGCCUCGGAAACUGAAGAAACGAAACUCAUCGAAAGGUUCCACAUUGACCAUUGGUCAGUAUCUCACUCCUCGACUCGAAGGAGCUAGACAGUCGAGUUUAAGCAUGAUGGAAGUGGCGGCACAAAAGGAGAAACCAGGGGUAAUCACUCCAAGCAGGAAUCCAGGGUUAAAGAACAAUCUUCGAGCUGCCAUAAUGCAAAAGAAGGAGAAACCUCCGCCGCCUCAGGCAAGGAGAUCUGGCCUUUCGCGCAUGAGGAUGGAAAGAAUGGAGAGCGAUGCCGAAAUGGCGAAGACGGAGGUCCAGAAGACGGAGGUUCAGAAGACGGAGGUCCAGAAGACGGAGCCGGCGCCGAACGUUGAGGGUGAAGAUCACACUCAGACCAACAAUCACCACCAUCGUCACCCUCCUAUUCCAUUCCAUCAUCAUCACCACCACCACCAUAACCAUGGUGCAACUUCCCCGCCACCAGCACUGGAGGAGAAAGAUAAGGAUAAGGCGGAGCCGCCACCUGUACCCUCCCAUCAUAAGGGCCACCAUUUGGGCCACCAUUUCGGCAAGAAGCCCCCACCCGCUCCAAAAGCACGGCGCAGACGAGGAAGGGAGGGUAGUGGUGAUAGCACAAGAGAGCCUGGCAAGUUCAGCUCCAACUUGCCAUCCAUUGUCACAACGACAACAGCGGGCGAAAGGAUUAUCGAGGCCAAUCCCUUCUCGCCAGUAGACAAGACAUUCAGCCCUCCAGAACCAGACUCCGCCUCAACAAUCGACAGUCGGAUGAAGCUGCCAGUCAGCGAGGCAUUAGAGCAGGCACAGGCCAUGGCCCUAGCAGAAAUUGAAGAGACGUUGGAGCACGUGGAGAUCGAGGAGGAGCUUGAAGAGGAGACUGAGGAAGACAUUGCGGGAGAAGAGGGAAAGACGGAGUCGCCGACGGUGGAAGAAAUCCAAAAGAAUGAUGCUGCAGCUGGCACCUCACAUGAGUUGCCCCAAGAGGAAGACGGGGCAGACAACAAGCACGACCAACCAGGGAUAUCCCGUGCACAUUCCCAGGAAGAAAUCGACCAGCAGUUCCACGAUGCCGUUCCCGAUCAGCCUCUAUCGCAAUCUCAAACGCUCUCUCCGACGCCUUCUCAUCUUCUGGUCCAGUCCCAGACGUUGUCUCCAUACCCGACAGCUGACGAGAUGGCCACGCCUCCCGAGUCGAUGACCCCAUCCGUCACCUUGACUACCAUGACCACUGGUAUGACGGGCCCGGGCACCAGCGCAAUGGCAGUGCAGCAGAGUCAAACUCAGCAGAUGGCCCAGAUGCCCAGGAUGGUCCUCACCCCGCCCGCACAAGAGCCGUCUCGAGGAGUUCCCGGCCCGCAGUAUGAAUUGGAACGGAGCCCAUUCCUCACCGACGAGGAAGUCGAGGAGGAAGAGACGGAUCAGGAUCAGAUGGACGAAGAUGAGGGUCGGCGAUGA